AUUAUGUGGAACCUAAAACCCUCCAUGAAAUGAGGUGGUCAGUACCUUGGAACACAAGUUUUACCAACUGUACUUCCCAAUUAUCCUGCCGCAGAUUUCCCAUUCAACGCACACAUAAUCCCCAAAGCAACAAUCUCUUUAAAAUGCCCUAAAAUCUCACCAACACAUAUUCCUCUCUUCCAACAAUGGCUUUUGGCAAUAUCCAAGAACCAGACGGAGAGAUCCUAGAGAAUGUUUGGGCGAAUUUCAUCAGAAAACCACAAACCGAUAAAAGAUCAAUUCAUGUUCCAGAAGUUUCUAGAACUUGGGGAGCGUUGCCUACCCUUGAUGACAUACCAGAAGAUUCUAAAGAAAUGCUUCCAAGCCUAGAUAUGUCGAUGGAGGACCUGGAAUGGACAGAGAUUCUCGAUGUGAUCGCUUCUUUCCCGAGCGAAACCAAUCAUGACCCAUUAACCAACCCUACCACCGAUUCUUGUUUUUUGCCUUCUCGGGUUUGUUGCAAAACAAGAAAAUACAGGGGAGUACGGAGGCGUCCGUGGGGGAAAUUCGCAGCAGAAAUCAGGGAUUCGACGAGAAACGGUGUUAGGGUUUGGCUCGGAACGUUCCAAACAGCAGAAGAGGCAGCUAUGGCUUACGAUAAAGCCGCGGUUAGAAUUAGAGGAACUCAAAAAGCGCACACGAAUUUUCAACUCGAGACGGUUAUUAAAGCUAUGGAAAUGGAUUGCAACCCAAACUACUACCCGAUAAACAGCUCGAAUACGUCCCAGCCAUUAAGAAGUGGCCACAAAAUUGGAUUGAGAACGAGAAAAGAGGCGAUUAGGGCUUAUGAUAAAGUCGUUGAUGAGUUGGUUGAAAACCACUGUGCCCUUAGUUGUUGUUCAACUAAGAAGUACUCGGAGACGUGUGGGCUGCUUGGGAGUGAAGAAACUUGGUUAGGUUCAAGAAAGAGACGAAGGAGUGACAAAGAUUAUAUGUUUGAAGAAGUUGAAAUGCAGAAGAUGGUUACUGAACAAGAAGAGACAUUAUGUGAUGUGUUUGGUUUGUUUGAGUUUGAGGAUUUGGGAAGUGAUUAUUUGGACACGUUAUUAUCUUCUUUCUGACAGAAAAACAUUAACCACCAUUACGGUUGUUAAUUUUCAUAGUUAUAUAAUUAUGUCAAGAUUUGUUUAAUCGGGCCUACGGCCUAAAAUAUUUUAAAUAGAUAGAUCUCUCAACUUCAAAAAGCGUCAAAAAAAUGAAGCCUUGAUAUAAAAACAAACAUCAAUCUGCUUACCAAAAAAAAAAAACCAAACAUCAAUCUCUCGCCCUCAAGGUUUACAUUUAUGGCCGCCCGCUGAGACCGCCGCUUAAGGCCGUCUCCUCCGCUCUCUUCAUAACCAAAAAAAAAACUCAUCGCCUUGUAAGCUCGAUUUUCGAAUCAAUUCGAUCUCAUAUGAUGUCGAUCUGUUUCUACUGAAGUUAAAUCUUGCGAAAUCAUCCUUGUUUUGUUCUGAGAUUUUAGGGGUUCACGAUUUGAGUUCUAGGGUUUCUCGCUUAAUCUUUUCUUAUGCAUUUGGUUACACAAUAUCUCAACUUUUUCUUGACUCUGUAUGCAAAUUUGUCAAAAUCAAAACUUUGUAACAGUUUACUCUUUCUCAUGCUUGUGUUUAUGUAAGAACACUGCUUCGCUUUGUGGGAUUGUUGUUUUCAUCACACUUGAUUAAGAGUAUUGAAAAUUGAAAAUGUUAUCGAUCUUGACAAUAAAAUUGGCUAUUUGUUUUUU
Arabidopsis lyrata subsp. lyrata is the source of this 1762-nucleotide messenger RNA. RefSeq names its product ethylene-responsive transcription factor ERF091. Bases 186 to 1100 code for a protein of 304 amino acids. NCBI's taxonomy places the organism in Eukaryota, Viridiplantae, Streptophyta, Magnoliopsida, Brassicales, Brassicaceae. Gene Ontology annotation, molecular function: DNA binding; DNA-binding transcription factor activity. The transcript has a single exon. The record is from RefSeq and is a predicted model, not a curated record. Gene Ontology annotation, biological process: ethylene-activated signaling pathway; regulation of DNA-templated transcription.